This is a messenger RNA of Centruroides sculpturatus (bark scorpion), 2307 nucleotides long. Its product is annotated as transferrin-like. NCBI's taxonomy places the organism in Eukaryota, Metazoa, Arthropoda, Arachnida, Scorpiones, Buthidae. The transcript is spliced from 10 exons. Bases 70 to 2187 code for a protein of 705 amino acids. Gene Ontology annotation, biological process: iron ion transport. Gene Ontology annotation, cellular component: early endosome; plasma membrane; recycling endosome. The record is from RefSeq and is a predicted model, not a curated record.
UCACAUGACAAGUAAGGACGAUAAAUGGGAAGAGGUUGUCAAACAAGCUAGAGUUUCCUAGAAGCUAACAUGGAGGUUAGGAGAACACCUGUUCUUGUGGUUUUAUUGUUAACCGUUAGUUUAAGCGCGGCGCAAAAUGAUAAUUUAAAGUUAUGCUUGAAUGAAAGUAAUUAUCAAUACUGCAAUGAAAUGUCACAGUAUCAUAUAGAGUGUGUACUUGGAAGAGAUAAGAUCGAUUGUAUGCGAUUGGUACAAGAUGGUAAAGCAGAGAUCGUGCAAUUGGAGCCACCUGAAAUUUAUACAGCUGGAUCUUAUUUCGAUCUGGAAGUGGUAGCUACUAACCUGGUUACAGAAGACAAGCUCGAAUAUAGAUUUCAAACAGUAGCGGUCGUCAAAAGUGGAAGCGGAAUUAAUACAUUAAAGGAUUUGAAAGGAAAGAAAGCGUGUUUCUCUUCAGUUGGAGAAGCAGAAGGGUGGAAUAUACCCGUUGGAAUUAUUUUAAAUGUAGUAAAUGAUGUCGAAUGUAAAAAAGGAAAUGAAUUAACAAGUAUUGGUUCGUUUUUUCAAUCCAGUUGCGCUGCUGGAAAUUGGUCUUCCGAUGAUGAAGUAAACGGAAAACUUAAAACAGAAAAUAAAAAUUUGUGUUCUUUGUGCAAAUCCCCCGAUACAUGCAACGAUAAAGACGAAUAUGGUGGCAUUUAUGGCUCUUUAAAAUGUUUACAAAAUAAUGGAGACGUUGCUUUUACUACCGUGGAACGUAUGAAGAGUUUAACGCAUUUUGAGUCUUCCAAUUUUCAUUUUUUAUGCUUAAAUGAUACAACAAUCCCUAUUAAUUUGGACAAUCCAUGCGUUUGGGCUGAAAUGCCAACUGCUGGAUAUUUAACAAAAAAAGGAAAUGAUAUAUCCAGUAAAUUAAAUAAUGUAAUAGACGAAGUAAACAAGUUAACAGAUCGCCCUCCAUGGUUAAAAUAUAUUCUCGGGGAUUUUAAAGAACUUUCUGUAGUUAGUGAAGAAAGAAAAGAUUGGAAGAAUUAUUUAGGUAAUUAUAUAAAAGCCAUUAAUAGAACUUUAAAUUGCGAAAGGAAAGCAAAAUUUUGCACAAAAUCGGAAGAAGAAGAGAAAAAAUGCAAUAGUUUCAGCAUGGCAUCUUAUGGUCGAUAUUUGAAACCGGUUAUCGAAUGCAUAAAGGAAAAUUCCAGCAAUGAUUGUCUAUCUUCAAUCAAAAAACAAAAAGCUGAUUUAAUUACCUUAAGUGGUAGAGAUGUUUACACUGCUGGAAAGUAUGAGGAUAUGGUUCCUAUCGCAUCCGAAGAAUAUUCAGAAGAAAAUAAUAUUUCGUAUUAUGCUGUUGCUGUUAUAAAAGCUGAUUCUGACAUUAAAAGUCUUCAAGAUCUUAAAGGGAAAAAAUCCUGUCAUACAGGAAUUGGAAGAAAUGCGGGAUGGAUCAUUCCUAUUAGCGAAUUCAUGAAACUUGAUCUUAUAAAUAAGAAACAAUGCGACGUUUCAGCUGCAGUAUCGGAUUUCUUUUCGGAAAGUUGUGUUCCAGGUGCUAAGGAUAAAGAAUACAAUCCUAAAUUAUCCGGCGUGGAUAAAUUAUGUAAGCUAUGUAAAGAUCCCGAAAAGUGUUCCACUAAGGACGAAUACAGCGGGUAUGAAGGAGCUUUCAGAUGUUUGGUCGAGGGAGGUGGUGAUGUUGCAUUCGUGAAGAAUUCUACGGUUCCCGGUUUAGUAGAUGGAAAAAGUCAAUUACCUUGGGCGAAAGAUUUAAAAUCUUCCGAUUAUAAAUUGUUAUGCCCUGAUGGGAGUAAAGCCGACAUUUCACAUUAUUUAAACUGCAAUCUCGCAGCUGUACCUUCUCACCGUUUCGUCGUUACAUCGAAUAAAAUAGAUCAAUCCGAUCGUCUUAAUGUUGUCUAUAUGUUAACAUCUGCUGGAAAACUGUUUAACCAAAGCAGUCCUAUUUUUCACUUGUUCGGAUCUUACGACGAAAGCAACGAUCUUUUAUUCAAAAAUUCUGCUAUUAAUUUGAAAUCGGUAAAAUUUGAUUCGAAAUACGAUGAAGUAUUAGAUAAAGACUAUCUUGAAGCGUUAAAAAUGACGGAUCCAAAAAAAUGUAACAGCGCAACAACCGCUGUUGCCGCAUUUAGUGUGGUAAUUUGUUCAGCUUUGUUAUCACUUUUUAUGUAAAUUUAAGAUAUCAAAUUUCACUUCUGUCUCAUUUUGUAAAAUAAUUUUUCUUAUUAAUGUACAAAUCACUGUUUUAUGUAUUGCGUUUAUUAAUAAAGAUAUUAAAUAUACACACUCUAA